AUGACGCUCCACUGGCCCCUACUCGGGGAGAGCCACUGCAUGGUGCUUAGCUCCUCUACGAGGAGACACCUAGCACCCAGCCCCUUCCUCGAUAGAGGAACAAGGCCUCCACGGCUAGUGGCCCACGGAGUGCCAGCGGAGCGGAUUGCAAACACCGUAUGGUGGGAGCUCCUCUCUUCCCUACGGGGCACCGUGACGCUCCGCUGGCCCCUACUCGGGGAGAGCGAUUGGUGUGGGCAUGGCUCCUCUACGCCCCCGCUACACUACAGGAAUCUCUAUAUCUACCACCGCACACGUCCGAGUACUAGAUGUGCUUUCCGGGGCAGCUUGCGUCCUAAAAUCGCGCAGCCGAAUCGGACCGGGUGCCAACAUCAGAAUCUGUUUAUAGAUUUUAUUUUUACGGUGGGCCGUUCGAGCGGGGCUUGGAACAAAGGAAAAGCCUUCUUUCCUCUCCUUGUGGGUAGUUGUCGCUACGCCCAUCUCUACACCCUACGCAAAGGAGACCUUUUUCUAUUUGGACAUGGAAAUGGCCCAUUGCCACCCAUUCUCCUCUGUGACUUCAUAUAA
This is a messenger RNA of [Candida] anglica, 567 nucleotides long. The record is from the annotation of a GenBank genome assembly. Lineage: Eukaryota; Fungi; Ascomycota; Pichiomycetes; Serinales; Debaryomycetaceae.